GGGAGGAGAGGGGGAGAGAGAGUGAGCGGUUUCCUCUCUGAAAUAUAUAAGCAUAUAAAACAAGUAAUAAAUUACCGAGGGCAGUACAGAAAUCCAUCUUCCAUGGGCGGGAAUAAGAACUGCUACAUUUGAAAAAAGGGAAACAAAAAGCUGAAAAGUGUUCUUAAGACUUCUUGAGCCCUCCAUGAGCACAUGCUCUUCCUUCUUUAUAUUCGAAAUAAAGCCUCAUUUUACAACUAAUUUAGUUGGUUUGCUUCGAUCUUAGGGUUGGUUUAGCUCCCAGUCAAAAGGCGUCUGAUUUGGGUCAAGUUUCUCUUCCGCUAUUAUUUUUUUUAUAUAUUUUCCAUUUAUAAUAUUUGUUUGGAGCUUGGUGAAACUUUAAAGCAAUGAAGCUCUUGAUGGGUAGUUCAGUUUUAGGAGUUUCUGAACUGGGUAUUCAUCGAAUACCAAAAAAAGAACUGGGUAUUCAUGAUUUCUGAGUUUCUUCGAGCAUCCGAGUUAUCCAUGGAAGAAUUGUGGGAAUGUUUGUGCAGAUGAUGUUUAUGUGAACUUUUAAAGAGGCUCUAGAUCAUUGGAUUGGGAGAUGGACCGCCGGAGCUGGUUAUGGAGAAAGAAGUCUUCUGAGAAGAGUCCAGGAGAAACAGAAAGUUCGGGAUCAAUAUCUUCUCAUUCUGAAAGAUGCUCUGAUGAUCAGCAGGAGACAUCAAGGGCUUCUCCAAAUCACAACACACUAUCUCCAGAGAUCACAUCCAAAGUCACGGCUAGCAGUGAAGAGGUCAAUGACAAUGUGAAAAGCCUGACAGAUAAAUUAGCAGCUGCUCUUUCAAAUAUCAGUGCAAAAGAGGACUUGGUAAAGCAGCAUGCCAAAGUUGCAGAAGAAGCUGUCUCAGGCUGGGAAAAGGCAGAAAAUGAAGUGGUGGCUUUGAAACAAAAAUUGGAAUCUGCCACUCAGAAGAACUCAACCCUUGAAGAUCGGGUGAGCCACCUUGAUGGAGCUCUCAAGGAGUGUGUCAGGCAGCUUCGGCAAGCACGAGAAGAACAAGAGCAGAAGAUCCAUGAAGCUGUUGUUGAAAAAACCAAGGAAUGGGAAUCUGUUAAACUUGAGCUUGAGAGCCAAGUUGUUAAUCUCCAGAGCCAAGUUGAAGCUGCAAAACUUGAAGCAGCUGCCAAUUCUGAUCUGUGCUCAAAGCUCGAGUCUGCAGAGAAAAAAAAUGCUGCCCUUAAACUUGAGCUUCUUUCCCGAGUUGAGGAGCUUGAAAUUAGGACUUUGGAAAGGGACUUAAGUACACAAACAGCUGAAACAGCUAGCAAGCAACAUUUGGAAAGCAUAAAAAAGGUUGCUAAGCUUGAGGCUGAGUGUCGCAGACUAAGGGCAAUGUCCCGGAAAGCACCUUCGGCUAAUGAUCACAGGUCUGUUACUGCCUCUUCAUUUUAUGUUGAAUCGCUCACUGAUAGCCAAUCAGACAGUGGGGAGAGGUUACUUGGAAUGGAGAUUGAUACUCAUAAGAUGAGUAGCAUGGAGCUGAAUGAUGGUGAGGCAAGCUACUCAGACUCAUGGGCAUCAGCUCUGAUCGCAGAACUUGAUCAAUUCAAGCAAGACAAAGCCAUUGGUAGAAACCUCACUACGUCUUCUGUGGAGAUUGAUCUUAUGGAUGAUUUCCUUGAGAUGGAGCGACUUGCAGCUCUGCCUGAAACUGAGAGUGGGGAUCCUGAACCAGUAGCUGUUCCAGACCAAAUUGAUAGAGGGGAAAGCUCAUUGAAAGCUGAGCUUGAAACUAUGAUUCAGCGCAGUGUUGAAUUGGAAGAGAAAUUAGAGAAGUUGGAAGAGGAGAAAGCACAACUGAACAUAGCUUUGGCAGAGACUCAAAGUCAACUUGAGAUGUCAAAUAAUCAACUUAAGACAGCUGAGGAGAAGUUGGUGGAACUGCAAAGGUGUCUAGAUCUGGCCAACAACUUGAAGCAAACUACUGAGGAAAAGUUGGAGACUAUCAAUACUCAGAAAGAAGUCAUUGAGUCACGCCUUGUAGGUGCAGAUGCCGAGAUUCGGGCCUUGCGUGGAAAGGUUGGUUCUUUAGAAUCAGAAAUUGAAAAGGAGCGGACCUUGUCAGAAGAAAUUGUGGUCAAGUGUCGGAAAUUGGAGGAUGAGCUAACGAAAAAGAAACAUGAAGCUGAACUUUGGAGAGCUUCAAGAUCAAAUGGUGAACUGAAGAUAAAGCAGGAGAAAGAGCUUGCAGUAGCGGCUGGAAAAUUAACAGAGUGUCAGAAAACCAUCGCAUCUCUUGGUAGGCAGUUGAAAUCGCUAGCAACCCUGGAGGACUUCCUGAUUGACUAUGAGAAACCACUGGACCUCACUGUAGGAUCGCCCAUUCCUAAAGGUGGAGAUCUAUGGAAAUUGCAUUCAAAUGAUGCUCAUUUACCCAAAGCAGAAGCCUAUUCUUCCAAAAUAGCUGGAGAUGGCUCUGGUCCUUCUACGAAUGGCAAAAAUGGAGAGUCACCGCCAUCAUCCUCAUCCUCGUCAUCAUCUUCUGCACUAAACCAUGCAGUUGCCUCUGAGAAGAGCCAAAAUGGGUUUGGGAAAUUGUUCUCCCGGGGUAAGAGCAGCAUUCCUGUAGAAAAUAAGUGAAGUAGAAAACAGAAAGGGCUUUGGCGUUGCUGUUGUAAAGCAAAGCAAUUAUUUUCUCAUUAGUGAAAUUGGCAAUUAAUUUUUUGUUAAUUGGCAGUUAAUUUUACAACCAUAUAUUGUCUUAAAAUGUCUCUUUGGUUUCAAUAUCAAGUAGCUUAUACACAAGGAAAAUUGGCUCUGCUUCCAUCUUGAAUUUAUCUCAGUUACCUGUAGUCAUCUGUGUCA
Molecule: messenger RNA, 2848 nt
Organism: Nelumbo nucifera (sacred lotus)
Lineage: Eukaryota; Viridiplantae; Streptophyta; Magnoliopsida; Proteales; Nelumbonaceae
Source: RefSeq, a predicted model, not a curated record